Molecule: messenger RNA, 3057 nt
Organism: Coregonus clupeaformis (lake whitefish)
Lineage: Eukaryota; Metazoa; Chordata; Actinopteri; Salmoniformes; Salmonidae
Product: kelch-like protein 11
Exons: 2
Coding region: 147-2261 (704 amino acids)
Molecular function (GO): protein binding
Source: RefSeq, a predicted model, not a curated record
GACAGAGAACGCUGAGGUGGAACAAGCACAAAAGCUUAUCCUGUCAGCCACAAGUGAGUGGGCGGGGCUUUACGUCACACGCCGAGCAGUAACGCCUUGCAUCCACUGCGCAUGUCAGUCAUUCCGUCUGUGUUUUGAGUGUAUGUAUGUGUGUCUGCGUGUGUGUUCUUUCCCACACGAGUUUACUGCAGUUCCGAAUUCUCACAACCACCGCCAGAAUGGCAGCUGCAGCCCCGAACCCAGACGACUCUAGCCGGGGUAGUAGCGGUAGCAGCACGCCCAGCGUCAUUGUCGGGGACGGGGACACGGAAGAGGGCGAGGAUUUCACCUCCUCCUCCCACUGCACAGAGCUGUCUCGGCGGCAGAACGAACAGAGGAAGCAGGGAUUGUUCUGUGACGUGACGCUGGCCUUCAGCAGUGGGGUGGCAACCGGGAAUGUUCAGAGCUGUGAGUUUUCUGCUCACCGUUCUGUACUGGCCGCGGCUACGGACUAUUUCACCCCGUUGCUGGGAGGGCAGUUCUCCGAGUCGCUGUCGGGUCGGGUUGAGAUGAAGGAAUGGAGCGCUGAAUUGGGACCAGACCCGGAGACGGUGGAGAGCGUCAUUCAGUACAUGUACACGGGAGAAAUACGUGUGAGCACCUGCAAUGUGCAUGAAGUGUUGGAGCUUGCUGACAGGUUCCUGCUGCUGCAUCUGAAGGACUUCUGUGGGGAGUUCUUGAAGAAGAAGCUGAGCCUGGCCAACUGUGUGGCCGUGCACAGCCUAGCCCACAUGUACACCCUGGACCAGCUGGCUCUGCGGGCCGCAGACAUGAUCCGACGCAAUUUCCACAAGGUCAUCCAGGAUGAGGAGUUCUACACCCUGCCCUUCCACCUGGUGAGGGACUGGCUGUCUGACGCAGAGAUCACCGUGGACGCGGAAGAGGUGUUGUUUGAGGCUGUGGUGAAGUGGGUCCAGAGGAACACAGAACAGCGGGGGAGGUACUUUGAGGAGUUGUUCCGUAUCCUCCGGCUACCCCAGAUUAAGCCCACCUAUCUGACGCGCGUGGUGAAGAAUGAGGCACUGGUGGCGGCCAACGAGGCCUGUCUCCGUCUGGUGUCCGAUGCCGUGGAGGGCCACGCCAUCCGCUGUGAGAACCUCAAGUCAGCUGACCUGGAGUUCUGGUCGUCCUACAUGGCCUCCUUCCAGCCGCGCUUUGGCCAGAACAUGGACGUGAUCAUGGUGGUGGGCGGGGUGUCAGAGGGCGGGGACUACCUGAGUGAAUGUGUGGGCUACUUCAUCUACGAAGACCGCUGGGUCAACCUGCCCCACAUCCACAACCACCUGGAUGGCCACGCCAUCGCCACCACAGAGUCCCACGUCUACGUAGCGGGCUCCAUGGAACCAGGCUUCGCCAAGACCGUGGAGCGCUACAAUCCCAACCGCAACACCUGGGAACAGGUGAGCAACCUGACCACACGUAAACACUCCUUUGGUCUCACCUGUAUCAAAGACAUCCUGUAUAGCAUCGGUGGCCACGGCAACUUCAGCCCGGGCUUCAAGGACGUGAGCGUGUACGAGCCUGAGCCGGACAAGUGGCACAACCUGGAGUCAGCGCCCAAGAUCCUGCGGGACGUGAAGGCGGUGAGUGUGGAGGACCGUUAUGUAUACGUGAUGGCGCGCACGCCGGUGGACACGGACAACGAGGACGGGCUGAAGACGGUCACCACGCGUUACGACACAGAGAGCCGUCAGUGGCAGGACGUGGACUCCCUGCCGCUCAUAGACAACUACUGUGUGUUCCAGAUGGCCGUGGCCUCCACCAACUUCUACCACACAGCCUCCUGCUGCCCUAAGAGCUACACGGUGCGGGACGAAGACGCCAAGCAGAAGAUCAGCGCCCACAUCUCAGACGAGAUCCUGGAGAGCCUGCCGCCCGAGGUCACCAGCAUCGAGGGCGCCGCCAUCUGCCACUUCGACGAGGACGUGUUUGUGAUCGGCGGCUGGAAGAACAGCGACGACGUGGACAAGCAGUACCGGAAAGAGGCCUACCGCUACUGUGCCGAGAGGAAGCGCUGGAUGUUGCUGCCGCCCAUGCCCCAGCCACGCUGCCGCGCCACCGCCUGCCACGUACGCAUCCCCUACCGCUUCCUGUACGGCUGCCAGCGCUACCCUAUGCCCCAGAACCUGGCCCGCCAGCGGGACCGCAUGCAGCAGAUGCAGCAGCUCCACCGGCGCACCCUCACCCUGCGCAGGCAGCUGCAGUCUCAGAUCGAGUGCUGAACUAACUCAACCCCUGUCUGUCCAUCACAACUACCCCAGAGGGGGAGCAGCCUGGCCUGGCCCGGCCCAACUCCAAACCCCAAACAUCCCCUGGCAGCCAUCGUCAUCAGCCCCCACCCAUAACCUGCUGUAGCAGUGGCUCCUAUGUUGCUCUCAUGUUGGUUCUUUUUUUAAGUGAACUCUGUGCCAGAUCAUCAGGUUGAGACUAUGGUGUUAGUAGUGACUACGGUGUUCAAGGCUGGGAGAUGUGGGAGUGAUGUGACCCUGUGCUGGCCAGGUGUUUGUCUAUGUGGAGAGGACAGGCCGAAUGUUACAAAUGUGAAUAGAGUGUUGUACAGUGACCAACAUCCGACUACACCACGUAUGUACGUCAGACACAAGGGAUGUUUUAACUUUUUGUACGUACAUAUAGUAUAUAGUUGUAUAUGUAUACUUAUUAUAUAUAAAUAUUUUAUGUCCCCCUUCUUUUAUGCUUUUAUGGAAAAUGUAUGCACUCACUAACUGUAAGUCGCUCUGGAUAAGAGAGUCUGCUAAAUGACUAAAAUGUAAAAUGCUUAUAUGAAGUAGGCAAUGUGACACUACAUUCCUCCAAUCCAAUGUGCUUAGUGAAGUCAGUCGCUCUCUAUGACAUUCCAUCAGGACACUGUGACAGUCUCUCCAUGCAAAUAUCACACACACACACACUCUGCCCAGCCGUAGGGUCGGCACAAUACCAGAAUCGCGAUACUCGUUAGUAUCGUGGCAAGUAAACGUAACACUAAGCAGAUUUAACUUCUUUAGGAAAACAGUCCUAAUG